GGAAGUGUGUCCGCAGCCGUUUUCUUUCUGGCCAUUCAAGAUCCCCAGAGCCGCCUGCUUCCUUGAGCCCGGUCAGCCCGUAGCCCAGAGCGGCGAGCCGUCGAGGAGCCGCCUGGGGACGUUUUCCCUGGGUUCCAGCCUUGCUCGGGACACCCUGGCGCUGCCACUGAGUGUGACGCCAUGCACCUGCCACUCCCGGUCCUGCUGUUCCUGCUGUGCUGCGUCUCAGGACUGCCCUUCUACAAUGGCUUCUACUACUCCAACAGUCCCAACGGCCGGAACCCAAGCAAUGGCCACGGUGAAGGCCUCUUCAACGGAGUGAAGCUGGUGGUUGACACGCCUGAGGAGACCUUGUUUUCCCACCGAGGGGCCAAUGUGACCCUCCCCUGCCACUACCACUAUGAGCCAGACCUGCUCUCUCCGCGGCCCGUGCGCAUCAAAUGGUGGAAGCUGUCGGAGAAUGGGGCCCUGGAGCAGGAUGUGCUGGUGGCCAUCGGGCUGAGGCACCGCUCCUUCGGAGACUACCAAGGCCGAGUGCAUCUGCGGCAGGAGAGGGAGCGUGAAGUGUCGCUGGAGAUCCGGGACCUGCGGCUGGAGGACUACGGCCGCUAUCGCUGUGAGGUCAUUGAUGGGCUGGAGGAUGAGAGCGGCCUCGUGGAGCUGGAGCUGCGGGGUGUGGUCUUUCCUUACCAGCACCCCCACGGGCGCUACCAGUUCAACUUCCAUGAGGCCCAGCAGGCCUGCGAGGAACAGGAUGCAGUGGUGGCCUCCUUUGAGCAGCUAUUCCGGGCCUGGGAGGAGGGCCUGGACUGGUGCAAUGCAGGCUGGCUGCAGGAUGCCUCGGUGCAGUACCCCAUCACACAGGCCCGACACCCCUGCGGUGGCCCGGGCCUGGCACCGGGCGUGCGCAGCUACGGCCCGCGCCACCGCCGCCUGCACCGCUAUGAUGUGUUCUGCUUUGCUGCUGCCCUCAAGGGGCAGGUGUACUACCUGGAGCACCCUGAGAAGCUGACACUGGCAGAGGCAAAGGAAGCCUGCCAGGAAGAUGGUGCCCAGAUCGCCAAGGUGGGUCAGCUCUUUGCUGCCUGGAAGUUCCGUGGCCUGGACCGCUGCGAUGCUGGCUGGCUGGCGGAUGGCAGCGCCCGCUACCCUGUGGCUCACCCACGUCCCCACUGUGGGUCCCUGGAGCCUGGUAUCCGCAACUUCGGUUUCCCAGACCCACAAAGCCGCAAGUAUGGUGUCUACUGCUACCUCCCACGCUAGCCCCUGGGCCCCAGCCCUGGACCCACCCCUGCCCCUCCUUUGCAGGCUGUAUUUAUUGAGCAGUUCAUUUUCCCUUGCAGGUUGGGGCAAUUUUCAUUUUGUUUUUAUAUUUUGCAACUUAAAGGUUUUUUAAAAUACCAUCUUUUGGUAAAUCCAACAGAUCCCCAAUCCCCCCUCUACUCAGGUAAACACCCCAAGGCCCUCCCUCUCCAGGAGUCCCCCUGCCCCUCUCCUCUGGGCCACGUGAGCUUCAUAGGCUCACAGAGGCUCAGUGCCUGUGAGCCAGUGAGUCCAGCCCCUCUUCCUGCUGGGUAGCCGCUGGCGCCCAGAGCUGGCAGUGACACAAGGGGCCAGGGCACGGUGGCCCUGGGGGAGGGAGAGGGCGAGGGCACCCAGGGGGCCUCUGGAGCUGGGCUUUGGGCCUUGCAGUCUCCUGCCCCAUCGUGCUUCUCACGAAGCAGCUGGCCCAAAUCGGCAUGGCUGAGGAGCUAGGGCUGGAAGCCGGCCCCUGGGCUUCUGUGUGAGAUCCUAGGGAAGAGAGACAUUUCCCUCGCCUUUUUUCCUUUUAUCUUGGUUCCAAAGAAUCUGUAGUUUGUUCUUAUGUUUCCCUUUUCUGGAGAGGGAGGGUGUUCUCAGGUUGUGUGUACCUUUUUUGGACAAUAAAUGGUGCUGUGACCCCUUUCUCCAUCCCCA
Molecule: messenger RNA, 1956 nt
Organism: Camelus dromedarius (Arabian camel)
Lineage: Eukaryota; Metazoa; Chordata; Mammalia; Artiodactyla; Camelidae
Gene: HAPLN3
Product: hyaluronan and proteoglycan link protein 3
Exons: 5
Coding region: 181-1263 (360 amino acids)
Biological process (GO): skeletal system development; glial cell differentiation; central nervous system development
Cellular component (GO): perineuronal net; synapse
Molecular function (GO): hyaluronic acid binding
Source: RefSeq, a predicted model, not a curated record